Messenger RNA from Oncorhynchus gorbuscha (pink salmon), 441 nucleotides. RefSeq lists its product as uncharacterized. The record is from RefSeq and is a predicted model, not a curated record. Bases 1 to 441 code for a protein of 146 amino acids. The transcript has a single exon. NCBI's taxonomy places the organism in Eukaryota, Metazoa, Chordata, Actinopteri, Salmoniformes, Salmonidae.
AUGAUUGGAGCUGAUAUGAUUGGAGCAGACAUGAUUGGAGCUGACAUGAUUGGAGCUGACAUGAUUGGAGCUGACAUGAUUGGAGCUGAUAUGAUUGGAGCUGAUAUGAUUGGAGCUGACAUGAUUGGAGCUGACAUGAUUGGAGCUGAUAUGAUUGGAGCUGACAUGAUUGGAGCUGACAUGAUUGGAGCUGAUAUGAUUGGAGCUGACAUGAUUGGAGCUGACAUGAUUGGAGCUGAUAUGAUUGGAGCUGACAUGAUUGAAGCUGAUAUGAUUGGAGCUGACAUGAUUGAAGCUGAUAUGAUUGGAGCUGAUAUGAUUGGAGCUGAUAUGAUUGAAGCUGACAUGAUUGAAGCUGACAUGAUUGGAGAUGAUAUGAUUGGAGCUGAUAUGAUUGAAGCUGAUGUGACUGUUCUACACUGUAUAUAUCUAUAUGACUGA